Patiria miniata (bat star) is the source of this 2206-nucleotide messenger RNA. RefSeq names its product alpha-N-acetylgalactosamine-specific lectin-like. The transcript has a single exon. Gene Ontology annotation, molecular function: signaling receptor activity. The record is from RefSeq and is a predicted model, not a curated record. NCBI's taxonomy places the organism in Eukaryota, Metazoa, Echinodermata, Asteroidea, Valvatida, Asterinidae. The coding region runs from base 158 to 649 and encodes 163 amino acids.
GUGAGGCUCGACGCCACUGAAGCCUUUGUGUUGGCUGUUCAUUAACUGAGAACAAUCGAGGGUUUAUAAAGGGUGCCAUCUCAUCUUUUAGCCUCACUCUGCAACUGCAUUUUGGCUUGUGACACUCAGCGGUAUAGGAAGACACCUUGUAAACAGCAUGGCAUUCGUUCGGGCCUUGUGCUUCGUCCUGUUGGUGGGUUUUGCUGCGGCAUUGCAACCAUACUGCUCGUCGUGCCCACCGAAGUGUCCACCGAUGUGGACCUUCUACAACGGCAACUGUUACCGUUAUUUCGGCACCGCCAAUACCUACGCUGCAGCUGAGAGCCACUGCCAGGAGUUCACUCAGGCCGGCCAUUAUGGUCACCUGACGUCCGUAGCCAGCUUUCAGGAGAAUACUUUUAUCCACAGGAUGUGGAAGUCGCUCCGAAAAACAUUUACGGGCGGCCUGUGGAUAGGCUUCACUGACCAGGCAGAGGAGGGGAAGUUCAUCUGGACAGAUGGAUCCGAGGUCACCUACGACGAUUGGCUACCUUUUCAACCCGGCGAUUUCGGUCAUCAUACGGACUGUACUCACAUGUGGCACAAUGGCGAAUGGCUUGACAAUGUAUGCCACAUCAAGUACUCAUACAUGUGCACGAUGUCCACUUGAAAGUAAAUCGACCCCACAUAUUUGCCACAUCAAACCUGAAGCCCUCACAAUCGAUAUACCAAGUCGAUUGCCUUGGCGAUGAUCGCUAAACAGUCUCACCAAACGGACACUCACAACGGCAUCACUACAAAACUGAAUGGUUUAAUUUCGGUGUACGGACUGCUGUCCGGCUACACUGUGAAAAAAAAAUUGUUUACGUAACCCACGUCUCACCAUCUUUGCCUUCAACAUUUACGAACCUGCAUGCUUUCGAGUUAAAAUAUUAGUAUUUAGCCUUUGCUCAUUUUAGGUGUCCAGAUUAAUAUUGAGAAGUAUGGACGAAGACCAUACACAUCGGUGAACUAAUCAGCUGUUGUACUUAAAGGUAGGGUAAAUCAAUUUAAGUCAACUGUGCAGCACUUUUUUUCGUUUGAAACAAUGAUGUGCUCACCUUUUUCAACUAACCCAAUGAAGUUUUAGCUUUGUGAAUGAUGUAUGUAGAGAAAGCAAUAUGAUCUGGGUUCAUUCAAAUGUUGGAGCGUUAUGUUUUGAAUUGGCCUGGAAUUAGCAUCUAGAAUACGUUCUCAUCAACUCUGCAUGCUUAGCUGACGAAUAAUUGCAACAGCGCGCGCGUGUACGUCGUGUCAACGCUUGCGCACACCCUUUCACGGAUUCGCCAAAUUUUUACAAAAAUGCGUCUUUAGACAUUAGCUUCUUUUAUUGUUUUCUUUAAUUGAUAGCAUGCCAGAAAUGCCAUUACUAUCUUAAAACCAAGUAGGAGGCUUUUCAACAUUAAUUUCGUCAUACGCGUCAGUUACCUUUUGGAUAGCUGCAAAUGAUCUACUCUGCCUUUAAACCAAUACAUUAUCUCCAUAAAGCAAGGAACCAACGAACUGUGAUGUGUCUUUGAACUACAACGCACAAAGAAUCGUUCAAUUAAAACCAGAAAUUUUCACAUUACAGGCUCAAACAGAAAUAGCAAGCUUGACUUUACUGGACACCUUAUUUUAAUUUUUAAUUUAUUUACUUUCGAAUUAUAUAUUUGCUGUUGAAUGUUCCAUUUCUUCUUAAUUUCUUGUGGAAAUUAUCUCCAGAAUAUUUUUUGUCCGUUUCUAUUACAUUUCUUGUUAAUGUUGAUGAGUAAAAGAAAUCACAAGCUGAGAUGUUGAUGGACUAAUGAAAAGCUAAUAGCUUAAUACUAGAAUAUAACAAAUGCGGUUAAUUUUACGUGACAUAGAAUAAACUAAGGUUAAUCUUUUGAAACGAGAUUCAAAACAAUUGAAGUUAUUUUACGGGGCCUAACGUUCCCACCGACAAAUUAUCACACGAUGACAGAAAGUGUCAAAUUGUUUUCUUGAAAUUGAAAAUGUUACAUUUUGCUUUUAUCGUUAUGCUCAACUGCAGUCUCUCAAAACAGUUUACAUUUUUUUCUUCAUUUAUUUGUAUUGCUGUUACUUUAUUGUAAUGUCUUGUUAAUUUAUAUAUUUUUGUUUUGUUUAAUUUUUCUUUUUAAUCUUGCAUGAUAGAUCUUUUGUUUACUCCUUAAUUAUCGCAGAUUUAAAAUGUCGCAUGAAACAU